This is a messenger RNA of Arachis ipaensis, 2127 nucleotides long. Its product is annotated as phragmoplastin DRP1E. Gene Ontology annotation, cellular component: cytoplasm; membrane; microtubule. Lineage: Eukaryota; Viridiplantae; Streptophyta; Magnoliopsida; Fabales; Fabaceae. The record is from RefSeq and is a predicted model, not a curated record. Gene Ontology annotation, molecular function: microtubule binding; GTP binding; GTPase activity.
AAACGCAGUGAUAUUCCUCUGUCUCUUCAUUACUUGCGUCGUGUUAUACUUAUACGUCGUCGUUUUAGGGUAAGCGAAAAACAAGAUGACCACCAUGGAGAGCUUGAUUGGGCUCGUUAACAGAAUCCAGCGUGCUUGCACUGUUCUUGGUGACUAUGGAGGCGAUGACAACAACACCUUCUCUUCUCUCUGGGAAGCUCUUCCUUCUGUUGCUGUUGUCGGUGGCCAGAGUUCGGGGAAGUCUUCAGUUUUGGAGAGCAUUGUUGGUCGUGACUUUCUGCCUAGAGGAUCAGGGAUUGUGACAAGGCGGCCAUUGGUGUUGCAACUCCAUAAGUUGGAAGGUGGUUCACAAGAGUAUGCUGAGUUUCUUCACCUGCCAAGAAGAAAAUUCACUGAUUUUUCCUUGGUCCGCCAGGAAAUUCAGGAUGAAACUGAUAGAGUAACAGGGAAGACAAAGCAAAUAUCUCCCAUUCCAAUUCAUCUUAGCAUCUACUCACCAAAUGUUGUCAACCUAACCUUGAUCGAUUUGCCUGGUUUGACUAAAGUUGCUGUAGAGGGACAGCCUGAGAGUAUUGUUCAAGAAAUUGAAACUAUGGUUCGAUCUUAUGUUGAGAAGCCUAAUUCUAUCAUCCUAGCGAUAUCUCCAGCCAAUCAAGAUAUAGCAACAUCUGAUGCUAUUAAACUUGCUCGAGAAGUUGAUCCCACAGGAGAAAGGACAUUUGGGGUGUUGACAAAGCUGGAUUUGAUGGACAAAGGAACUAAUGCUUUGGAUGUCCUUGAAGGAAGAUCUUACCGUCUCCAACAUCCGUGGGUUGGUAUAGUAAAUCGGUCCCAAGCGGAUAUCAACAAAAAUGUUGAUAUGAUUAUUGCUAGGCGCAAGGAGCGUGAGUAUUUUGCGAAUAGUCCUGAUUAUGGGCAUUUGGCCAAUAAAAUGGGCUCAGAAUACCUUGCAAAGCUGCUCUCACAGCACUUGGAGUCAGUAAUUAGGGCAAGGAUACCUAGUAUAACGUCUCUGAUAAAUAAAAGCAUUGAGGAACUUGAGUCGGAGAUGGAUCAUCUUGGAAGACCUAUUGCUCUUGAUGCUGGGGCCCAACUAUAUACCAUCCUAGAACUUUGUCGAGCAUUUGAACGGAUAUUCAAGGAGCAUUUAGACGGAGGGCGGCCUGGAGGUGACAGGAUAUAUAAUGUCUUUGAUAAUCAGCUUCCAGCUGCUUUACGCAAGCUUCCACUUGACCGGCAUCUUUCUCUCCAGAAUGUAAGGAAAGUGGUGUCAGAGUCCGAUGGUUAUCAGCCUCACUUAAUUGCCCCAGAGCAAGGUUACCGGCGCCUAAUUGAUGGGGCUCUCAAUUACUUUAGAGGACCAGCUGAAGCUUCAGUAGAUGCUGUUCACUUUGUUCUAAAAGAACUUGUGAGGAAAUCAAUAGCUGAAACUCAGGAACUAAAGCGCUUCCCAACUUUUCAAGCUGAAUUAGCUGCUGCUGCAUAUCAGGCAUUAGAAAGAUUCCGUGAAGAGGGUAAGAAGACAACUCUUCGGCUUGUAGAUAUGGAAUCUUCUUAUCUCACAGUGGAGUUCUUCCGAAGACUUCCUCAGGAAGUAGAAAAAGCUGAAAAUCCUGCUGCUUCAAACAGUGAUCGAUAUGCAGAGGGGCAUUUCAGGAGAAUUGGAUCUAAUGUGUCAUCAUAUAUAGGACUAGUGUCUGAUACGCUUAAGAACACUAUUCCAAAGGCUGUGGUCUAUUGUCAGGUUAGACAAGCGAAGCAGUCGUUGCUGAACCAUUUCUAUACACAAAUAGGGAAGAAAGAGGGUACACAGCUUUUGCAAAUGUUAGAUGAAGACCCUGCAAUGAUGGAAAGGAGACAACAAUGUGCGAAAAGGCUUGAGCUAUAUAAAGCUGCGAGAGACGAAAUUGAUUCAGUUUCGUUUGUACGAUGAGCAUCGCCGCCUGGUGAUUGUCUGCCUCAUAUUGUAACUUAACUGUAACUGAUUGUAACUUUCUUAGUUUUUGUUCUUGCCCAGUUGUCCGAAGGUGUGAUAUACAUCCGUAUAGACUGAUCUCAGGCUAUAUGUAAAACUGAUAUUUGUAUUCAUUGUGUAUCUAUUAUGUGUCCAUUCUUUUGUUUGUUUGC